UUCACACAACCUAAUAAACUGGCAGUUCAACUCGAGCUGCCGGGAACAUCGACGACUGGACAGAACGGAAUCAUACUUUUGGCAUCAGAUUGCGGCUACCAUGCCCGAACUUCUUCUCCAAUCAGCCUUGACGACUUCCAGAUCCCAACAACUCGCUGCCGAAGCGGCCGAGAUCAGAUCCUCUUGCCGCGACCGACAUGGCGACCGCAAGUCCCUGGUCACAUGUCCGCAAUGUUACGAAGCUGUCCUUGACGCCUUCCGAAGCCGCUAUCUUGGCUCCUCUCUGAAUUCUGGCGCCGAGGGGCCCGGCUCGGGUCAGAAACAACAAGCGGCUCGACAAGAAUGGUUCGCCUCCCGGCCCGCCUUUGUCUCGGCUCUCAACCUGCUGGUCGACUCCGCCAAGGAGUACCAGAUCUCGCCGCGCGAGAUUGACGACCGUGUGCGGGAGGAGCGGGCGAGAUGGUAUGCCGAGAGGGUGCGCUCGUUGUUGCUGAGGUUGAUGGUGGAGGACCCUUCUGGGCGCGGGGCCGUGUUUGAGAAGCUCGAGGACCUGUCUUCCGGGGACGCGCUUGCGCUGGCGAGGGAGGUCGCCGACAUCCUGAGCAAGGGGCCAUUUGCGCCCGAGCAAGGGACCGCAGAGGGAGUUGCGGAAAGAUUGUUGGCCGCGUCGGCGAGCAAUAAGACGGCGGACAAGGCUGACGUCUUCCGAGAGGCCUUCUUCGCAGCCGAGGAUGGCACCGUGCCCGGAGAUCACCAAAAGUAUCUCGACCUGUUGCUCCACCAGGGGUUGUCGAUGGAGCAGGUCGUAGAUCGUAUCCUUGAGGAGCGGCAAACGGCAACGGGCGCAAGGGAACAGACGGACAAGCUCAACCAGCGGCUCGAUGAGCUCCGGAGGGCCCGGGCCGCACACGAGGCCCAGAAGACCAGAAAGGCGCAGCGGAGGGAGAGCCUGGCUCAGCAGAAAGUCCCAGACGAGCUGUACGAGCUCCCGGCCUGUGCCGUUUGCGGAGGAGAAACGAGCACGGAGGAGUAUUUCACUUGCAGUAUAUGCACCAUUCUCGCGGGGGCGGGCGUGCAGGAUAAGACGACUGUAUUCUGCUCUGAGAAAUGCGAACAACAGAGUCAUCCCUCCCACGCAGCAACACACACCUGCUCUUCCGGUCUGAGUUGCAUUCGGCUUCGCGAACCACAACAACAGACUCCCAAGAAGGAGACCAACACAUCCCCCAACGGCCAGAAUCAGGACCAGCAACAAGACACGCGCAUGACCGACGCGCCUCCCUUAUCAAACACCACCGGCGACGACGGCAGCGACGACGACGGAAAUAACAACAACAACAACAACAACCACAACGAUGACAACGAUAACAGCAGCAGCAGCAGUGACGCCAACGAGCUCCACUUCUGCACCGAGUGCCUCACGCGUCUAAAGCAGCCCACAACCUGGUGCAGCCUCGCCUGCGCCGAUGCCAGCUUCCCAUCCCACCGCGAGGAAGUGCACCUACCGCUGCGAAAGAAGCUCGGCUUGGGAGAAACGGCCGACGAGGCGCAGCUGGAGCCUAUCGAGCCAGGUGCUGCUGAAGACGAUGGGAGAAGGCGUUAUCGCGUCAAGAACAUCAGGGAGGUCACGACCUCGCUGGGGGAUGCGGUUAAGGAAUGGGAGGGAAGGAAUAAAGUGAGGUUACAGGGUUUGGUUUGAUGGCAAGGGCUGCUUUCUCAAUGGUGGUGGGCCGGUAUGCUUGUACAGUAUUGAUUGUAUGUACGUG
Thermothelomyces thermophilus ATCC 42464 is the source of this 1766-nucleotide messenger RNA. RefSeq lists its product as uncharacterized. Bases 101 to 1699 code for a protein of 532 amino acids. The transcript has 2 exons. The record is from RefSeq and is a predicted model, not a curated record. Lineage: Eukaryota; Fungi; Ascomycota; Sordariomycetes; Sordariales; Chaetomiaceae.